Molecule: messenger RNA, 3558 nt
Organism: Amphibalanus amphitrite
Lineage: Eukaryota; Metazoa; Arthropoda; Thecostraca; Balanomorpha; Balanidae
Product: methyltransferase-like protein 24
Exons: 2
Coding region: 1570-2436 (288 amino acids)
Source: RefSeq, a predicted model, not a curated record
GAGUUCAGCUGGGCCGGGAGGGCGAACGGGAUCGAGGGUUUUGUGUGCCAGUUCUGUCUUGGUGGGCACUGGGCGCACAGUGUGAUAAGACGGUGCCCGUAACGGAGGGGCGCUGGACUGGCCAGAGAGGCAGUCGUGAGAGAUGUCGGACAGAGUGUGAGACUGUGAGCUGUGAGAGGGUCCGUGUCGGACAGUCUGGUGAGAGUGUGAUAGUCUGUGGCGGACAGUCUGGUGAGAGGGUCCGUGUUGGACUGUCUGGUGAGGGUGCCUGUGACGGAGGGACACUGGACAGCGGACAGCGGACAGCGGACAGUGGACAGCGGACACUGGACAGUGGACAGUGGACAGUGGACAGUCGCGAUCUGGUCCGUGACAGUCGGACAAUGGUCUGUCUGGUCCGAGUGCUCGUGGCGGGCGGGUCGGUGUUUUUGCUCUCCGAUAACAGAUAACCCUGCUCUCCGCGACGGCCGUGCAUCAGAUUGCAGUACCACCACGCUAAUAAACCGGUAGAAUGCGGUGACUGUAUCAGCGAGUGCGCCGGUGCGCGGUGCGACUCGAACCGGUUGUGUCCAUCUGCUCAACACCCCCCCCCCCCCGCCGUCCCCCCAGCUCACGUGGACAGACAUCCGCCCAGUGCGCGGUAUUCAGUUCUGUCGGUGUCGAGAGAGGCGUCGGACGUCCACACUCACCCGACAUCAGUGAGCUGGUGUUUCGCUAGCCGUCUUUCAGUGCCAUCAGUGGGCCUCUCAACGUCCGUCGCAUCAAUAAGCCGUCAGUCAUCGUCAGUGAGCCUACCUCAACGUCUGCCACCGAUACCUUCCUCGUCACGUAACGCCCAGUCCGUGACUGCUGUGUAGUGUGUAGUGAGCGGCGAUGUCGCGUCGCGUCGGUCGCCGCCGGCCGUGAGCCGAACAGUCGUGUGUCGAUAGCGGCGGAGUGCCGCCCGUGCGUCGUCGUCGGCGUGUGCUGCCGCCGGCGAGUCGAGUCGCUCGUGAGCGGGUCCCCGUGCGUCGGCCGCCGGCCGGCCAUGUGUUUUUGACCGUCACCUGGCGCGAUAACGGCCGGCGUUCGGUGCGCGCUGACUCGUCGGCCGGUGACGUGCCUCGGCGCGUUAUCGCCGCCUCUGUGUGCUCUGCGGUGUCGACCCGAUGUAGAUGGGCCGCCGAGGGUCGGCCGGCACCAGUCGACACCCGUCCGCCAUCACCGGCCCAACAGCCGCCGGCGCGGCGCUGGCUGGAGCCCGAACCUGACAGCGCAGGACGAGGCGGGGCGCCUCCGAGACUGGAGCGGACGCCAGAGGCCGCAGAGGACACCGCGAGGACUGGAGAGGACGCGGCUCACUGCUCGUCAGAGCGGCGGAUGUGGAGGAGACAGGACGGCUACCGGUGACCUGAGCUCAGCACGGCGACCAGUGACCCGAGGUCAGGACAGCGACCGGUGAUCUGAGAUCAGGACGGUUACCGGUGACCCGAGGUCAGGACAGCGACCUUUGGCCUGAGUUCAGCACGGCGACCGGUGACCUGAGGUCAGGACGGCAACCGGUGACCUGAGGCCGGCGUUGUCGGCACGAUGACGCGCAAGGGCACGGUGGUGGCAGUAGUGGUGUUGACUGCUCUGGUGGCCAUCACGGCGGUCACCCACUAUCGGAGCUGGAGCCUCAGUCAGCUGGCGUCGGGCGGCUGGCCUCCCCAGGAGCCGGUGGUUCUUCUCAGCUGGCCGACGCCCGUCGCCACACUCGAGGUGUCGCGCCAGCUGUACGCCUACCUGGAGACGCCGACGGCUUACUGCCGGCGGCUGCAGCUGCUCGGCGGCAGCUGCUCCUCCUCCGGCGCUCUCUCGGGACACACGCUGCUCUGCCGGGACGACGCGUACGCGCCCGAGUCGGGUCAGUGUCUGGUGUACUCGGCCAGCUCGGCCGGCGAGUGGAGCUUCGCCAGGGACGCGGCGCACUACCAGUGCGAGGUGCACGUGUUCGACCCGGCGCUGCCGACCAGCACGCCGCGGCCCGAGCACGCGGCCGGGGUGCAGUUCCACCGGCUGGGACUGGCCGGCCGCGGUCGGACCGAGACCGGCGCCCAGGCCCUCACACUCUCUGAGUUGAAGGAGAAGGUGGGUCACGCCGGCCGAGUGAUCGACUUUCUGCGCGUGGACGUGCAGGGCGACGAGUGGGGAUGGCUGGAGCGGGACAUCGAGGCGCUGUCCGACGUCCGCCAGCUGGGGAUGCGAGUCUACCUGAGUCUGGAUAGCCUGCGCCGCCACCACAGCCUGCUGUGGAAGCUGCAGGCGCUCGGCCUGAGGCUGGUCUACUCGGCUGCAGACAGCGCCACCGGCCGCGCCUGGGACGUGGAAGGCGUGGACGGCAAGGUGGCCGUCGUCUACGACCUGGUGUUCAUCAACCGACGCCGCUGCCGGGCUACUUUUGGCUGCGGGGCCUGACCCAUAGCAGGAGGAGGGUACUGGCUGAGCUAGGAGCAGAAACUGACAGAACGUACGGAAAGUGACUGAACGUGCGGAAAUUGAGCGAACCUGCGGGACUACACCGAAUGUGCGGAAGUCGAACGAACGUGCGGGAAUGAACGAUCGCUCAGGCAUUGACUAAACGUGCGGAUAUUGCACGAACGUGCGGGAAUUGACUGAACAGCUGUAUACGGAGCAUCGACUGGCAUAGUGCCCAAGCCUCACCGUCCAAACUGACGAAAGAUGUUGGCAGAACUGACGACAGAGGUUGACUGAUUUGGGUCCAGGCUGUCCUUACAGGGCAAUUAAUAGGAGACCGACGCGGCCAACGCAUGAGGCGGCCUGUGGCUAAGUAGCCUUUGGAAUUUGACAGGAGCAGACGCAGGCUCUGACGAAACAAUCAUAGCAAUGUAUGUAUUGUGUUGAUUAUAAUGAGGAUGAGUAGCUGGCUCAUACUGCCAUCUGUUCAGGUGAGCUCGUAACAGCCUCCACAAAUGCAGAGCUUGUGAUGUUGUACCAAAUGUCGUCAGUAAGCUUUAGGUUAAUGCAGUUAGACAGGUUGAGAAGUAAAGGAAGCAAUGUCCUGUCGUGAAUCGUUACUCGGGAAUCGUAUCGUCAUAAAAUCGUUAAUUGUAAAUCGAUAUACGUUAGUAGAUUAAAAUAGAUACACUAAUUGCCCGACAUUUCACUUAAUUAGCUUCCUCAACGUCUGGUAUACAAACAUAGCCAUUUUGGCCCCGCCAAAAUAGCCAUUUUGAUUUUCAUUUUUGAAUGUUUGCAUACCUACUGAAGCGAAGCAUUGGGCAAUUUAUGUAUCAAUUUUACCGUAGUUGCGAUUUAACGGCUAACUAUUUACAACUAACGAUUUUAUGACGAUUCUAGAGUAACGAUUUAUGAAAGGUCUUUUCUGCAUUUACUUCCUCAAGCUUUAGGUUUGAUAUCGUGUCACCGCUAAAGUGUGACGCGGAAUAUGUUCGUUUAGCCAUCGUGUGUGCCGCGAAUCUGUAAUGUUUCGCAUCACAUCGUAUUUAUAAAUAAAUGUCCAAAGGCGAAUAUUCAGGAAUUUCUGCCAACGUUUUUGUUAAAUACAAAGAAACGCUA